Periconia digitata is the source of this 990-nucleotide messenger RNA. Lineage: Eukaryota; Fungi; Ascomycota; Dothideomycetes; Pleosporales; Periconiaceae. The record is from the annotation of a GenBank genome assembly.
AUGAAUGGGGGGAUAUUUCUAGUCCGGGAUGCCAAAACGAAAAAAGAGUAUAUCGAAAAGCGAGGAGGAAGAAGAGAGAUCGAGAACGGCCUCGUGGAGCAGGAGAUUUUGAUUCUGAAGUUUCUAUCAUGUCCACCACACCCACACAUCAACUCUAUUGUUGAUCACUAUGUGGACAGGAAGGCAAGCAAAGCAAGCCUAUAUCUCAGGAGAUGUUCGGAGGGAGGCUUGAACUCAUUCAUAAAGAAACGUCGCGAAAACCAAGCAGAACUUUUCAACGAGAUUGACGUGUGGGAGUGGUUUAUACAGGUUUUCGACGCGUUGACUUAUUGCCACUACGGUAACAGUGAGAAAAGGGCAUCUAAAGAUGAUUAUCAUGAUGGAUGGAAUAUGCCCGCCAACAUCUUGGUCACCAAAGGGACACCUAAAGGUCAAACGACAGCAUACACUUUUCAAUUAGCCGAUUUUGGUUGUGCGGUGCAAAGAUCUUCUGUCUAUAGAGAUAGGAACAAAGAUCGAGCUACCACCUCCUUCAUGACUGCAGGCUGGCAGCCUCCAGAGUCUCCUAGAUUUACUGCUCGCAGCGACGUCUGGCAGCUUGGAGCUGUCAUGGCUUGCAUUUGCAAUCUCGUCAAUCUCCCGACGCAGUUCGAUAUGAAGGACCCAGCCCCGGGGUACUCUAAACAACUCAACGAAACAAUACAAGGCUGUUUGAUACCCGAUCCAAGUACAAGGCCCAAAUCAUACGAAGUGUUAGCCUGGUGUAAGCAGCAAUAUGAGAACUUGAGAGAAGAACUGAACACAAGUGGCUCUCCGAAUCCCUCGACCUUACCGCAACGAAGUCCUCCGGUCAAUACACUCAGGCAAUUAAGACCAGCAGCGGGAAAUGCUGCUGGUAUUUCUCUGCCAACGGUUCCGAUACAAGGUAGGGUGGAAUCGGGUGGCGGAUUAGCUGGCGGGAAUGUAAACAGGCGCCGGAGACGUCGAUGA